Gavialis gangeticus (Gharial) is the source of this 7159-nucleotide messenger RNA. RefSeq names its product FOS like 2, AP-1 transcription factor subunit (gene FOSL2). Gene Ontology annotation, biological process: regulation of transcription by RNA polymerase II. NCBI's taxonomy places the organism in Eukaryota, Metazoa, Chordata, Crocodylia, Gavialidae. Gene Ontology annotation, cellular component: nucleus. Gene Ontology annotation, molecular function: DNA-binding transcription factor activity, RNA polymerase II-specific; RNA polymerase II cis-regulatory region sequence-specific DNA binding. The record is from RefSeq and is a predicted model, not a curated record. The transcript is spliced from 5 exons. The coding region runs from base 345 to 1400 and encodes 351 amino acids.
GCGGAGCGGGGAGGCGCGCGGGCUCGGGGGGUGGGACCGGCCCCCCCGCGCGCCCAGACACUCAAGGACACGGACACGGGCAGAGCCACAGGCACACGCGCGCCCGCAGGUACCGCCACGCUCACACGCACUCACACUCAGGUACAGGCAGACACACACACACACACUCAUACACUCGUAAUCACACACACACACAGGCGCACUCAUACACUCAUAGACACACACCCCCCCACACACAGGUACACUCAGGCACAGACCCCAGGGACGUACGCGCACACUCGCAGGCACAGCCGCGGCCCCCGCCCGGGCCGGGCCGAGCCCUUGGAGCUCCCCGGGCUGCGGACAUGUACCAGGACUAUCCCGGGAGCUUCGACACGUCCUCGCGGGGCAGCACGGGCUCUCCGGGACACCCCGAGCCUUACUCUGGCGGCGCCGCGCAGCAGUUUGGCCUGUCUUACACUCCAGAGUGGAAUGUGUCUGUGUUCAAAGUGGACGAUUUUGGUCCAAUCUCAGGCCUACUGAAUUCAAAAUUCCGAGUAGAUAUGCCAGGAUCCGGCAGUGCUUUUAUCCCCACGAUUAAUGCCAUAACAACCAGCCAAGAUCUUCAGUGGAUGGUGCAGCCUACUGUGAUCACCUCCAUGUCGAGUCCCUACUCUCGCUCCCAUCCUUACAGCCAUCCUCUGCCCAACCUAUCUUCGGUUGCUGGACACACUGCCCUGCAGAGACCUGGCGUUAUUAAGACUAUUGGGACAACAGUGGGCAGAAGGAGAAGAGAUGAGCAGCUGUCACCCGAAGAAGAGGAGAAGCGAAGGAUCCGGAGAGAGAGGAACAAGCUGGCAGCUGCUAAGUGUCGUAACAGGCGUCGAGAGCUGACAGAGAAACUCCAGGCGGAGACUGAGGAGCUGGAGGAGGAGAAAUCAGUACUGCAGAAAGAGAUAGCAGAUCUGCAGAAGGAAAAAGAUAAGCUGGAGUUCAUGUUAGUGGCUCAUAGCCCCGCAUGUAAAAUCAGCCCAGAGGAGCGUCGUAGCCCCCCGUCUAGCAGCCUCCAAACUGUCCGGACCGGAGUGAGUGGAGCUGUGGUGGUGAAGCAGGAGCCUGUGGAGGAAGAGAUCCCGUCCUCCUCUUUGGUCCUCGACAAAGCCCAGAGGUCUGUCAUUAAGCCCAUCAGCAUUGCAGGGGGGUUUUAUGGGGAGGAAUCACUCAAUACUCCCAUCGUGGUGACCUCAACGCCUGCCAUCACCCCUGGCUCCUCUAGCCUGGUCUUUACAUACCCCAAUGUGCUGGAUCAGGAAUCUCCUCUCUCCCCUUCAGAGUCCUGUUCCAAAGCUCACCGGAGAAGCAGCAGCAGCGGUGACCAGUCCUCGGAUUCCUUGAACUCUCCAACUCUGUUGGCGUUGUAAUCCCUCUACAUCCCCCAUUUGCCAAUGUGUUACAUUCCCACCCAGUACCCUCGGGGGACACCCCCUCCAUGGGAUUAAAGACAGGCACAAGGUCGUUUAAGCACAAGGGCAGCAAGAGCAAGAAAGGGGAAAUGCUGUGGCUCCAGGACCUUCCUGGGGCAGGAAGAAUGAGAACAAACAGAAGCUCCAUGGAGGAGAAAAUGGCAAUGGUGGGAAUGAAAUGCCUUGUCUGUUUUGAAGAGGGGGAAAUCUUCCCUCUGUAGGAGCUGCCUAUGGAAAUCUUUUCAUGUCUUUAGUGGACUUGGGAAAACACUCUUGGCCAGGACUGGAGGCGAGCUGCAGAAAGUCACUAAUCCCUUGCCUUUGUGAAUUACUUUGAAAGGUUACUUGCUGUGCUUACUUAAACCUGGUUAGUUUUGAUCUUUUUAGAUAUUUUCUGUCUUAUUUUUUGUUGUUGUAGCUGUUGUUACCAAGACAUUUCAUCUAGUCAGUCUAAACUCUAAAGGCUUGUUAUGAUCUUUGUUAGCAGCUGAUGAUGUGGGGGAAGGAGCUAUAGGGAACAUUACUGUUGUCAAGGUGGGAGGGUGCAUUUGGAGGAUGGAGGGGGGGGAGUUGAGAGGCACCCCAAGGACUAUGUGCAGAGUUUGAUUUGAUAGCCUAUAAGUCUCUGUGACAAGGAUAUGAUGAAGAGAGACUGCAGGAGGCUUAUAUGUUUGGGUUGGGGGGAGGCAAGGAUUGAGUAUGGGAGGAAUCAUUGAGUGUGAGAGCUGCUUUGUUCCCCUGUGCAGUGUAAUAGCCAGGUUAGCAAAACACCUCCUGUAUGGGGCCAGGAGAGGUGCCAGGAAACUGAUGGGAUGCUCGAGUCAGUUUCCACUAGACUUUGGCAGUGUUUCUUCUGUAAUUAGGGUUUGCCAGAUUGGCUUUUGGACCUUUGUUUCCUUUGCCCUGGCUGCCAGCCACCAUGGGUGUAACUCACCUUCCUCCUCAUCACAUUGUCUGAUUCAGAAGUUGAUCCCAGCCUGAGAGCAAGCCUUACCUCCCCAGCCCAUAUCCAGAAUGUGUCGCUAAAGAGAAUGUGCUGUUCUUGUGAAUCCAGGAAAGAGAUUAACUGAAGGCAAGAGGGCAAAGCUACGUGGACACUCAUUUGGCUGCUUCCUUUCGGCACAAUGCAACAGUGCAGUUGUACCUCUGAGCUCUAUGUUUGGUUCUGUCACUCACUCAUAGUUUCCUUGAUGUUAAGGUCAGAGGAGCCCAUUUUGAUCAUCCAUUCAGACCUCCUGUACAGCACAGGCCAUAGGACUUACUUGAAUUAAACCCUUGUCAGAAUUACAGCACAUCAUGUAGAAGAACAUCCAAUCUCAAUUCCAAAAUUGACAGUGAUGGAAUCCAUCAUUCCAUUACACCUCAGUCCCUGGCCUCUGUUGGGUUUUGCUACUUGAUUGAUAUGGGGGAGAAGAGGUUCUGGUCUUCAAGGCAACUGGAGAACUCUGCCCCUUACCCUGGGUCGUCUUAUUCAGUGUUUGCUGCCAACAUAGUGUCCCUGAUCAGGCACAGCUGUUUAACAUGGAUAUUCACUACUGAUAACGGUGAUGUGCUUAACCUGAGUUCAUCAGGAGUUAGCUUCCAACUCUUGUUGAUGUCAGUAGCACUGAAACAUCUUGGUCAUGUGCACGUUAGGUUUUUCUAAGAGUGGGUGUUGGAUCAGGUCACUUGGGUGGAAGCUGAAGGCUCACUUAAAUGUACUCAAAGGGAAUCUCCUUGGUCCCAGCUCGCUGCAGCUGCAGGGUAGCACAUCAAAGCUACUUCUAAUUGUGUGGUAUCUUCUUUGCUUUAUUAACAGAAAUCUAUUUAUGUUCUAUGUGAGGCUGGACUGGAGAAAUCUUUGAUGCAUUUAUGCCAUUGUAAGGGCCAAGCCUGUGAAGUGCUCAGCUCCUUCACAUCCUACUGACUCCACUGGAAUUAAGACUGCUCAACACCUGGCUGGACCCGACUUUUACUGAGCAGUCGGGGGUCCUGCAGUAUCUUUGAAUUUUUGUAUCUUUCUUAAAGGGUCACUGUCUUGCCCCUGAACAAAAAUGUUGCAGGGGUUGUUAUUUUUAUUUUAUUUUUUAAAACAAGCUCUUCUGCCAUAAGCAGAAAGAUAUUAGUGAGUUCCUACAAAACUGAAGUUCAGUAAUCCUGUUCUACUUCUCUGCUACUUAAAUCUUUUCUACAUUAUUCCAGCAACAGAGAUCGAAAACUAGACAGUGUUACAUCAGGAAGAUUGCUGCUGCUUUUGCCCAGUCUAGCAGAGCCUCCCUUGCUUCAGGAAUAUUCAGUAAAAUUGCCUUGUUUCACUCCCACCCUGACAUGGUGGAACAUCAUGCUAACAGGUGGUGACUCCUCUUAAAAUAAAUAAAUAAAUAAAAAAAAUGCAAGUCUUUUUUGUCUUCUCUGCUUGCCCACCAGUGUUUCCUGGACCAGCUGACCUGAUUAGCAUUUUGCAGAGAGUCACUGGAAUAAAGGUUGGAUUGAUAAAAGAGGUCCAAUCCUACAAGGAACUGAAUAGAGACCUGCCUUCCUACACUUCUGAGUUUAUUACACUGGCAGCAGGAGAGUAAAAGCCUCCUCUGAAGUCUUGCUGAUCACCACACAAGUCUGUGGUGUCUUUAAAAAUAUUUACUUAGACCCCUUUAGUAUUGGAAAAUGAGGCACUGCUCACAAGCUGAUCAGCUCUCUAUCAGACUUGUGAUGGAUCAGUCAUUGUCCUUACUGUAGAGGUGUGCUGACAAACCUCCAGGAGAGUAAAAGAUCCAUCCAGUAUUGGUGGGUAAGCAGAGGAGCAAAAUAUAAUCUCGUCAUCCUUUCCCUUGCCCAUGAAACCUCUUUUUGUCAUCAGCAAGAGUCAGACUUACGAAUGAGAGGUGUCCGUUACCACAAGUGGCCCAAACCCCUGUCUCAGCUAUAGAUUGCUUUCUACAAGGGACGUCAAGACUUUUUACAGAUACCAAGCCCUCAGCUUAAAGUCUAAAAAUAAUUACUUGUUUCUGUCUUUAUCUAAGCAAAAGAAUCCCCUUUCCUCACCUUUGUGCCAUGGGGGUACAUCCAAUGGAAAAUCGGCUCCUCUUUUUAGGCCUAAUUCAUUGUGAUGUUGCCUAGAUGGCCUCAUUCUCCUCUGUCUGCCAUUAGGUCAUGAGACUCUUUACAUUUUUCUUGAGUGAUGAUGACACAUUAGCUUUUUGAUAGUCUUGUUACAAGUCAAGAUACAGCCUGAAGUCUCUGUGAGAUGGGUCCUGGAUGCUUUUUAUUGUGAGUGUCAGCAGGCACAUCUACACGCACUGAUGCGCCAUAGGUACGGUGCAUUAAGUUUUAGUACCUGUAAUAACAGGUACUAACUAAAUGUGCAGUAAUUGGCACUACUGCACAGUAGCUCUGGCACACACCUUUUUAGUGACACUAAUGUGCAGGAGAUUCAUUCUACUGUAGUUAGUGCAGUAGCACGGCUUUUGCUGUGAUGUACUAAUGUUCAGUAGAAUUAGUCUACUGCACGUUUAGCGCCUUGUGUAGACGCACCCAAUGUUGCCUGCUCUCUUCCAGGUGUUGACAGUCCCCACUAGUCCCCAGCUGGUGCUCUCCAUGAACAUCCACUACAGGGAUUCCUGGACGUGCAAUGACUGAAUAUUGUACGUGCAUGGUUGGGGCUCAGGGUGGAUGACGUCAAGAAUCCAAAGGCCAUUGUAGUUGGUAGAAAGACCUCUAGGAAUUUCAACAGCCUUUGGAUCAUGCCCCUGAUGACUGACUCCAAUUCAGUAAAGUGCCUAAUAACAUGCUUAAAAUUAAUCAUUGCCAAUGUGGGUGAGUGGGGAGCAGUAGCAGUUAAACUGAAGGAAACUUUUAUUCAGACUCCAAGUGAUAUGUCAUUCUGAUGUCACCCUUUCUCCCAUGCCCCCUUCUAGCUGUGACAUUUGCCUCUGUCCUUUUCUUUCUCUUUGGUAUAGGCACUGGCUAAGUCCAGAAACUGCUUGUGAUAUGAUAGGACUUGGGACCAACAUGCUGGGAUCAGUCGUGGGGCUUUUGUUUUUUGAGGUUUUUUUAAUCUUAUCAGAUGAACAUAAUAGAUCAUUCAAAUUCCUUUAUUUUUGCUGCUUUCUGCAUGUAGGAUCCACCUGGCCUUAGUCUGAAGAAAAAAAAAAAAAAAAAAAAAAAGGAAAGAAAGAAAUAGUAUCUCAUUAUUUAUUGGCAGGCAAGUAUUUUGUGCCUGCUCCAGCAGAUCUGCCCACCGUUAAUUUAACAACCUCAUGUUCCUGGUGUUUUGUGUCCCCCCCCCCCCAUCCCCCGCCCUUUAAUCCUAAAGCAGAAUUCUGAAGCAUUUAAAUUUUUUUUUUUUAAAUGACUACAACACUUACAAUCUUUCUCAUUUGAAAGGCCAGGUCAAACAUUUUUAGAGGUAGGGGGGAGGGGAGAGGGAACAGUCUACUGUUUAGUCCUUAUUUAUUUAUCUAUCAUGUUUACAUCUUUUUCUCUGUUCCAGACCUGGAUAUAAAAAAGACAGCAUUAAAAAUACUCAACUGUUUUUUUGCAGGCUAAUAAUGCUUUUUUUCAUUUCUUAAAUGAUUCCUUUUUUGUCUGUAUAAAAUGUAUAAAAAGAUAUGUUUCUAAAGAUGCAUUAUCAUUCCUCUGUGAACAGGAGUUAGGGCUGGGGACACAUCUCAGAGUACAAGAUAAUAACAAAAUCUUAUCCUGUUCUACUUAAUUGUUCCCCUCUCAUACUGUCUGAUUAAAGGGUUACUCCACUUUCUUGUCUGUGGUUACUUGAUAUUAAAAACAUAUUAAAAUGUGUAGAAAAUAGGUAUAAAAUUGUUUUUGGUCAGUGAGAGGAUAAAAUGUUGUAUAUAUCUUGAUAAACUGUGUAGUUCAAAAUAACAUCAAUAAGGGAUAGUGCAUCUUUAUUAGAGCGAUAAGUUACUAGUGUCACUGAAGUCUACUUUAAGAUCCUUGUAGGAUAAAAGGGCCUGAUUCUGAUUCCACUCAGAUGUGGGUAAAUCAGAAGUGACUCCACUGAAGUGAAAUCAGUGGAGUCGCACUAGGGUAGGAGCAGUGUGAUGGCAAUCGGGAUCAGGCCCCAGAGAUUCAUACACAUCUAUGGAGAUCAAUGAAUGUUUGGGGCACCAGGAUUUUUUUUUCUGAACAAGUUUAGAUAGUGAUUUUUUGUUUUGCCUGGGGUGAAAUAGUUUCUGCCAAGAAGGUUCUUCAAGGUGACUGAAUUGGGGCCCUUCAUUCCUUUUUGAUCUUUAUAUAGUUCUUGUGGUCGUGGAGAAACUCGGCUCUGAAGCAGUCUCUCUGGUGUUGACUCUUUUUCUGUUCUUGUUAUUUUACUGUAAUACAGGCCUACAGUAUUUGCACUAAAACAAAAAAGCUUGUUAGAGAAAGCUUGCUGCUAUGAAAGAAAGAACAUAUUAAAAUGGUUUUGCUUUUACAAUUUUACCUGAGUAGCAUUUUAUAGAAUAAAAAUCAAUUUAGAUUGAAAAGAAGAAUGAUUUUUUUGCCCCUCUUCUUUCUUUUCCUUCCAUUCCUCUGUGGUCUGUUAUUCCCCCUUCCCUUGGUGCUCAGUUGUAAUGAUUGGCUGUGUUGUGACUAUGCUGCUGAGAGUUAUGACACUUGUAAAUCCUGUUUUAAAGACAUUGUGGACACUCUUUUGUAUAGCGAGAGGUAACUGGAGUUCUUCUUUUCUCUGUUAAUUGAAGUCAUUAAAAGACUCUCUUUGCCAUGAACAAUUAAAA